Molecule: messenger RNA, 437 nt
Organism: Gaeumannomyces tritici R3-111a-1
Lineage: Eukaryota; Fungi; Ascomycota; Sordariomycetes; Magnaporthales; Magnaporthaceae
Exons: 3
Coding region: 12-437 (141 amino acids)
Source: RefSeq, a predicted model, not a curated record
AAAAAAGCAACAUGGCUAAAAUCAGCAUCCUCCACGCGCCAGGUCGCGGCGAGAGGUCUGGCGAGCGGGUUGUCAUGCAAUCUUCAAGCGGUGGAGCAACGUGGGCUGUAGCCUUGUUCGUUCUGAACAUCUCCCCCAAGCGCGCUACAGACGCCGCGGAGCCACGCCGGCGCAUUGUCAGGAUGCGAAGAUGCAUGGUUAGCGCAGCACCUUGUCUCGUCAGAGCCCUCUCGGCCGGGCUUGCCCAGGUGCCGAGAAAACAAGGUGUGGGCGGGAGGACGUGGAAAGAGGUUCACGCCAGGCCGUCACGGGCUGAAGAAGUUGGGUGUCGCCCGUCCUUUUCCCCCUCCCCUCCGGAGAGGAAAGGGAAAAACGACAGCGGCUUCCCCGAGAGUGAAGAUUUCUCCGAAUUUCUCACAUGCUGGAAAAAGGAUUGA